Symphalangus syndactylus (siamang) is the source of this 7623-nucleotide messenger RNA. RefSeq names its product MET transcriptional regulator MACC1 (gene MACC1). Gene Ontology annotation, cellular component: cytoplasm. Gene Ontology annotation, molecular function: protein binding. Lineage: Eukaryota; Metazoa; Chordata; Mammalia; Primates; Hylobatidae. The record is from RefSeq and is a predicted model, not a curated record.
GCCACACUGGUAGAACUUCAAGUCCCAGGUGGCUCAGGAAGCAGGGGUGCAGUUGCCUGCCUGCAUACGGAGCAAGGCAUGUUUGAAGAGUACCCAGUUUUGGUAGAGUGACUUCUGUUCACUAAAACCAUGUGUCUGAACUGAAGAAGCUGGGGCUCACUUCCACGAAUGUGGAAAAAUGCUAAUCACUGAAAGAAAACAUUUUUCAUUAGGAAGAAUUGCACAAAGUAGGUCUGAAGCAAAUUUGAUUGACAUGGAAGCUGGAAAACUCUCAAAGAGUUGCAAUAUUACAGAAUGCCAGGACCCAGACUUGCUUCACAAUUGGCCGGAUGCUUUCACCCUUCAUGGUAAUAAUGCUUCCAAAGUUAAAAAUCCAUUCUGGAGUCAACUGUCUGCUUCUAACCCAUUUUUGGAUGACAUAACUCAGCUAAGAAAUAACAGGAAGAUAAAUAAUAUUUCCAUCUUAAAGGAAGAUCCUUUUCUUUUCUUUAGAGAAAUAGAAAAUGGAAACUCUUUUGAUUCCUCUGGUGAUGAACUUGAUGUGCAUCAGUUACUUAGGCAGUCUUCCUCAAGAAAAUCCGGAAGAUCUAAAAGUGUCUCAGAACUUCUGGACAUUUUAGACGACACAGCACAUGCCCAUCAGAGUAUACAUAACUCUGACCAGAUCCUACCGCACGACUUAGAAUGGCUUAAAAAUGAUCGAGAGGCUUAUAAAAUGGCUUGGUUAAGUCAACGCCAGCUGGCCCGCUCCUGCCUUGAUUUGAAUACAAUUAGUCAGAGCCCUGGAUGGGCCCAGACACAACUUGCCGAGGUCACCAUAACUUGCAAAGUAAACCAUCAAGGAGGGUCAGUACAAUUACCUGAAUCAGACAUCACUGUUCAUGUGCCCCAAGGUCAUGUGGCUGUGGGGGAAUUCCAAGAGGUGUCUCUAAGGGCUUUCCUUGAUCCGCCACACAUGCUUAACCAUGAUCUUUCAUGCACCGUGAGCCCGUUGUUGGAAAUCAUGUUAGGCAACCUCAAUACAAUGGAAGCCCUUUUGCUGGAGAUGAAAAUUGGGGCUGAAGUGAGAAAGGAUCCUUUCAGCCAAGUCAUGACAGAAAUGGUGUGUUUACACAGCUUGGGUAAAGAAGGCCCUUUUAAAGUUUUAAGCAACUGCUACGUUUAUAAAGACACCAUCCAAGUCAAGCUAAUUGACUUGAGUCAGGUAAUGUAUCUAGUGGUUGCUGCACAAGCUAAAGCUCUUCAGUCACCAGCUGCCACCAUUUGGGAUUAUAUCCACAAAACCACCUCAGUUGGAAUUUAUGGACCCAAAUAUAUCCAUCCCAGUUUUACUGUUAUUUUAACAGUUUGUGGACACAGUUAUAUGCCAGGACAGCUUACAAUUUCUGAUAUUAAGAAGGGUGGAAAAAACAUAUCUCCAGUUGUGUUUCAGCUCUGGGGGAAGCAGUCAUUUUUACUUGACAAGCCACAAGAUUUAAGUAUUUCUGUUUUUUCCUGUGAUCCUGAUUUUGAAGUAAAGACAGAAGGAGAAAGGAAAGAAAUUAAACAAAAGCAGUUGGAAGCAGGUGAAGUAGUUCAUCAACAAUUUUUAUUUUCUUUAGUUGAGCACAGAGAGAUGCACUUGUUUGAGUUUUGUGUUCAGGUGGAGCCUCUCAAUGGUGAACUAGUUGCACAGUUCUCUAUCACUACUCCUGAUCCAAACCCAAACCUAAAAAGACUCUCGAAUCUGCCAGGCUAUUUGCAGAAGAAGGAGGAAAUCAAGUCUGCUCCUUUAUCACCAAAAAUUCUUGUUAAAUAUCCUACAUUUCAAGAUAAAACAUUGAACUUUACCAACUAUGGGGUAACCCUGAAAGCAGUGCUAAGACAAAGCAAGAUUGAUUACUUCCUUGAAUAUUUCAAAGGGGACACAAUAGCUCUCCUCGGGGAAGGUAAGGUAAAAGCUAUUGGUCAGUCCAAAGUGAAAGAAUGGUAUGUAGGACUCCUCAGAGGUAAGAUUGGACUUGUACACUGCAAAAAUGUCAAGGUGAUUUCAAAGCAACAAGUAAUGUUUAUGUCAGAUAGUGUCUUUACAACCAGAAAUCUUCUUGAACAAAUUGUCCUGCCUUUAAAAAAAUUGACUUAUAUCUACUCAGUUGUAUUAACCUUGGUGUCAGAAAAAGUUUAUGAUUGGAAAGUUUUAGCUGAUGUCCUGGGUUACUCACAUCUGUCCCUGGAAGAUUUUGAUCAAAUUCAAGCAGACAAAGAAUCAGAAAAAGUUUCUUAUGUUAUAAAGAGGUUAAAGGAAGAUUGCCACACAGAGAGAAAUACAAGGAAGUUUCUGUAUGAACUUACUGUGGCUCUUCUGAAAAUGGAUUGCCAAGCAUUAGUAGCACGUCUCAUCCAAGAAGCUGCUAUUCUGACUUCAGCUGUCAAGCUUGGAAAAGGCUGGAGGGAACUAGCUGAAAAGUUAGUACGACUCACAAAGCAACAAAUGGAGGCAUAUGAAAUUCCUCAUCGAGGAAACACUGGAGAUGUUGCUGUUGAGAUGAUGUGGAAACCUGCCUAUGAUUUUCUGUAUACCUGGAGUGCUCACUAUGGAAAUAACUACAGAGAUGUGUUACAAGACCUUCAAUCAGCCUUGGACAGAAUGAAAAACCCUGUGACUAAACACUGGAGAGAAUUAACUGGAGUUUUAAUACUAGUAAAUUCUUUGGAGGUUUUGAGAGUAACUGCAUUCUCCACUUCUGAGGAAGUGUAGAAAUAAAGGGUGUGUUUUUGAUGGGAGGGAAAAUGAGGUAAUGGUGUAUGUGUGUGUGUGUCUCUGUGUGUGUGUAUCUGUGUGUGUGUCUGUGUGUGUGUGUGUCUGUGUGUGUGUGUGUCUGUGUGUGUGUGUCUGUGUGUGUGUGUAAGAAAGAAAGAAUCUCAGAAAAGCAUUAUAUUAAUUUUCUUCAUCCUCAAAACCAAUUUUUUUUUUUCUGAUGAAGGCGCAGCCUAACUGAUAACCAAGAUGGGUUUUAUCCUUAAAUAUGUAUUUUUGUGUAUGUUUCAAAUACAAGUAUUAGGCUGCUUUGUUCUUAGAAAGGAAAGAAAAAAGAAAAGUGCCCUCUCUCUCUUUCAGUGUCAUUUUAAAUUUACUAAGUUAAAGCUGUUUGAAUAAUUACAUCACACAGAUAUCUGGGUAAACUAGAGACUAUCAACAUGAACAAGGCAGUGUUCCCAGGAGGCAGCUAGAAAGAGGGGAAGCAAGCACACACCCUGUGGCCAGUCACGGCUGCCUGCUUUCCACACCUGACCUCUUCAGUUCAUCAGUGGGGUUUGCCAGCAUCACCCCCAUUUUUCAUGAAGAGAAACUCAGGAAUGGAGAGAACGUCUGAGGCUACAUAGCCAGUACAAAGUAGGUUUUCUGCUUGAAAAACCUGUUUCUAUUUCUUUUUAAAAAAUCAUACUGCAUAACAGAAUAGUAAAAACAAAAUGCAUGUUAAGACUUACAGGGAAACAGUUGCCGUUUCAUUUUAAGUGAGCCUUGCUACUCUUUUUCAUCAUCUCUUGAAAGACUGACAGAAGGAGAAUAUGACUUAUCAGAAAUCUGUUGUCUGCAUGCAUGGACCUAGUGUUUUCAUUAGCUUCCUUCAGCAUCUUGGGACCUCUCUAAUCCUGCCUGACUUGGGACUUUUUCUGCAGGAUUAUAAUGUAAAAUAAUUCUUUAGCUCUUGGAGAUUUUUAAUAAUAUGAGUUAUUAAAAACCACCACCACCAGAAACUUGAUUAACUCGGUUACACUGUUGAGUAGAGAGGUCUUAACCACCAAAAACACUGAUAUCUUUAUGUUGGCAUGCUCACGCAAAUACGUGUGUGUGUGUGUGUGUGUGUGUGUGUACCACAGUGUUUUAUAAAGCACAGCCUAACUGAUUAUAUAGGACAAAAAUUAUAUAGGACCCUGGGUCAGUAUAAAUGCUAAUGGCUGGCAAAGUUCACAAAGAGAUGUUCUGUGCUUACUCAUCUGUUCAAUCCUCUGGUUGCCUGCCAGUGUUUAUGUGUGUAUUUGGACAGACAUUCAUUUAUUGUCAUUCAGUCAAUAGGUAGAGUAUAUGUGUCUAUUUUUUGGCAGGCAUAUAGAUGCUUGAGGCUAAUAAUGGGGAAAAAACCAGCAUGAACUCUGACUUUAGUAGUGCUAAGUAAUAGAUAAUUUUUAAAAAAUGACACCGUUAAAUAUAAAAUGGCAUGCAUAAUAACAGUUGCAAUGGAGAGGUUGUGGUGCUACGAGAUAUAAACAUAGAGAUGCCAUCAUAUGAAACUGGAAGUGGGGGUGGGUCAGGGAAAUUUGUUCUUGGAAAGAAAUAAUGAACCUGAAGGAAGAGUAGGCAUUGUCCUGGUUUGGUGGUGUGUAAGCAGUGAUCCCACAAAGCACUGAAGCUCUUAGAUGGGUGGGAGCUGAAUAGGUGCAGAUAGCAGGGGUGAAGGAGUGAAAGGAUAAAAGAUUCAAGGAUGAGAUGAGGAUGGCCAUUAAGGCUGCUAGAAUUUAGAAAGAAAACAUACAGCCUCAAAGAAAUGUGGGUAAGCCAAAUAAGGAUUUUGUUUUGGGAACCUGAAUAAAAGAUGUCCAUUUGGCUAAAAAGUAAAAGCAGAAUCUUUUUAGAGCUUUAAAUAUACCCACCCUGAGAUAUUUGGUAUGCUGGAAAUGGUAAUUCAAACUGGGGUUUAAGAACAAUCUUGGCCGGGCGCGAUGGCUCACGCCUGAAAUCCCAGCACUUUGGGAGGCUGAGGCGGGCGGAUCAUGAGGUCAGGAGAUCGAGACCAUCCUGGCUAACACGGUGAAACCCCGUCUCUAUUAAAAAUACAAAAAAAUUAGCCAGGUGUGGUGGCGGGCGCCUGUAGUCCCAGCUACUUGGGAGGCUGAGGUAGGAGAAUGGCGUGAACCUGGGAGGCGGAGCUUGCAGUGAGCUGAGAUCGCGCCACUGCACUCCAGCCUGGGUGACAGGCUGUCUCAAAAAAAAAAAAAAAAAAGGAAUAAUCUUUAGGGCUUUCAAUAUUUAUAUUUAAUGAUAAGGGAACACAGCCUGACCAAAGAAUUAUGUACACACAUUCAAGGACAGAAUUUAUUUUAAUUAAAAAUAAAUUAUGAGAGAAGGAAAAAAAAACAAGUUUUUACUUUCAGAACACAGUCAUUUUUAGUGGUGAUUUUGCUUUCUUUAGAACAUUCUUGGAAUCUUAUUAACAUGUCAGCUAACCAGAGAAUUUUGGGAAGGGAUAGUGGGGAUUAAUAACUGGGUUUUUCCAGGCUCCAAGAUCUGAGAAGACAGAGAUCUUGUUAGCUGAUUAGUGUAGUAAGAUUAAAUAAAUAAUUUCAGGUUCACAUUGCAUCAUGUAUUAUGAUUGUAAUUGAGAGUAAUAAGAGUUUAAAAAAAUGAAAAACAAGAUCUCUGUAAUUUAAGGAUGAAACAAUGGUUUAAAUAUUAAUACACACAAAUAUAUUUUAUAAUCUUGUAACAAAUCCUUCCAUGGGAAAAUUUUUUUUUUUUUUUUUGAGCCAGAGUCUGGCUCUGUUGCCCAGACUGGAGUGCAGUGUUUCAAUUUUGACUCACUGCAACCUGCACCUCUUGGGUUCAAACAAUCCUCCUGCCUCAGCCUCCCAAGUAGCUGGGAUUACAGGCAUGCACCACCACGUCCGGGUAAUUUUUGUAUUUUUAGUGGAGACAAGGUUUCACCAUUUUGGCCAGACUGGUCUGGAACUCCUGACCUCAGGUCAUCCACCUGCCUCGGCCUCCCAGAGUGCUAGGAUUAUAGGCAUGAGCCACUGCUCCCAGCCUUCCAGAGGAAUUUUAAGCCCAUGUCCAAAUAUUCUGUUUGUAUAAAUAUAUUCUAAUUUUUAAAUAAAUAGUUUCUACUUUUCUGAACUUUAUAUUUUUUCUUGCUAUAAUGGAUUUUCAUAAUCAGAAAAGAUUAAAUUAAUAAUCAUGAAUUGCCUUUAAUAUUUGGCAGUAAGUCAAUGAAAUAAUUAGGCACUUAUAUCCCAUCUUUGACAUCAUUAAAAGCAUCAAAUCCCAUUAAUCUAAAACUUCUUUAAGUAUUUUGAAAGCAGAAAAUGCUUAUAUGGUUCUUUCAGUUCCUCAGGCUUUUUGUCUAAUGAUGCAUGACUUAGGAUAAGAUUUUAAUUCAGUGCCCAGCUUGAAACAUAAUAAUUUUUCUGUAUAAGCCACAGAUCCUCUACUUCCUUUGUGUUAAAGCCGUUAUAUGAAACAAUUAACUAGGAGUAGUCAAUAGUGUGUCAUUAACUGUUCAUACUAAUAAAUGGAUAUAGCACAUUUUCAUGGCCUGUAAUGUAGAACAUACUAUAUAAAGUUUUCAGUUUAGGGAUGACUAGGUUUCUGGAAGGAAUAGAAUGCUAAAUCAAUGGAUGGCAUUGGGCUGAGAAACAUUGCUGCUACUAAUCAGCCUUGAAUGUUUAAUGUGAACAUACAAAAGAGAACAUACAUACACUCAAAUUUGUACAAUGCUGUAACUGGAAGUUGAAGGACUUGAAUUUUUAUAUUGUGCUACUGUUAUGUUUUCUGUAAUUGUUUAUAUCUAAGGAAUAUUUGAGGUAAUAUAAAAGAAAAAGAGAAUAAUGAACAAUGAUGUCACUGGAGGCUUUUUACAUUAAAAUAGAUCAUUUUUCUUCUUAUAGAUAGGUAAGUCCCUCCUCCUUCUGUAUGAACUUUUCUCCCACAUGCUGCUGUAUGGUUUAGUGAGAGUGAAGUUCUAAAGAACAUCAAUAUGAUUGGUGGGAUAAUCCAAAGACAUUUUUUCAGAAUAAAAUGUCAUGUCGAAGGUUUGUUUCUUGCAUAUGUAUUUACUGGUCCACAGCACAAAAUAAAGUGACCACAUAUACAUAGGAAAGUUGAAUUUGUACACAUACAGCAUCUGAAAUGUAUCUGAUGUUCAGCAUCAAGAUUUCACUGAACAUUGUAGAAAUGUGUAUCUUUUGCAUGUAUAUUUUACAUUGAUUUUCUAUUUAUGUACAUCUAGAAAGUUUUAAGCCUAAUAGUUUUGUAAUUUUGAAUAAUAGUGUCAGUUUAUAUGUGAGGGAGUAGAGACAGAGAGGUUAGCACUGGAUAAUAAUUAGUAAGGCCAAAGGAGAAAAUUUCAUAGAAACUGUUGUUGUAAUAAUGAAUACAGCAUGAAAGGCUUCCUCUACAAGACACUAGUCGAGGAGUUGAGAGCUGUGGUUUCUAAUCUUUGUCCAUUAUUCCCUGUGAGACUGUGGACCUGUCACUUGGCCUCUCUGGUCUUCAGUUUUCUCACCAGUAAAACAAGGAGCUUGAACCAAAUGACCUCUAGUGUUCCCCUUGGGUUUAAAUGUCUAUAAAUGUUCAAUGACUAGAAUGUAUUGUGUUUUUCUUUAUUCAUUUUGCUUUGAGAAAAGAGAAUGUGAUUUAAGAGUAAUAAUUUGAAUACCAAUUAUCCACAUUAAAAUUAUGUCCUCGGCCGGGCGCGGUGGCUCACGCUUGUAAUCCCAGCACUUUGGGAGGCCGAGGCGGGCGGAUCACGAGGUCAGGAGAUCGAGACCACGAUGAAACCCCGUCUCUACUAAAAAUACAAAAAAAUUAGCCGGGUGUGGUGGCGGGCGCCUGUAGUCCCAGCUACUUGGAGAGGCUGAGGCAGGAGA